Molecule: messenger RNA, 2223 nt
Organism: Trichoderma harzianum CBS 226.95
Lineage: Eukaryota; Fungi; Ascomycota; Sordariomycetes; Hypocreales; Hypocreaceae
Product: glycoside hydrolase family 3 protein
Exons: 2
Coding region: 1-2223 (740 amino acids)
Biological process (GO): xylan catabolic process; arabinan catabolic process
Cellular component (GO): plant-type cell wall
Molecular function (GO): xylan 1,4-beta-xylosidase activity; alpha-L-arabinofuranosidase activity
Source: RefSeq, a predicted model, not a curated record
AUGAGGAUAUCCUCAUUGACAACUUUUGUAGACACAGAAGCCAGAGCAGCAGCCCUAGUUGCUGAGCUCACAUUGGAUGAGAAGGCCGCAAAUUUGGUCAACAAUGCACCCGGCGUUGAACGUCUUGGCCUUCCUCCUUAUGAAUGGUGGAACGAAGCCCUCCAUGGACUUGCUGGAGUUUCUCCAGGUCAGGGAAUCAACAGUACUUUCACUCAGGGAAAUGUUGCAUUCAAUUCGUCCACUCAGUUUCCAUCUCCCAUGGUUCUUGGAGCGGCAUUCGAUGACCAACUUGUCCACGAUAUUGCAACAGCGGUCAGUACAGAAGCGCGAGCUUUCAGCAAUCAUUUGAAGGCCGGUUUGGACUACUGGGCUCCAAACAUUAAUCCCUAUAGGGAUCCCCAAUGGGGCCGCGGUCAAGAAACACCCGGAGAAGAUCCCUAUCAUGUUGCACAGUAUGCAUAUAAUUAUGUCGUGGGAUUACAAGGCGGCAUCGGCCCAGCCAAACCCAAGGUCGUCUCAACAUGCAAGCACUUUGCUGGCUACGACAUUGAAGAUUCCGAUGGAGUGGUUCGCGGUUCAUACAACGCCAUUAUAAGCACUCAGGAUUUGGCCGAAUACUACCUCCCCAGUUUUCGGUCUUGCUUCCGUGAUGCUAAGGCCGGAGCCGUCAUGUGCAGCUACAAUGCCGUCAAUGGACAUCCUUCGUGCGCCAAUUCUUAUAUGUUGGAAACUGUGCUACGCGAUCAUUGGGGCUGGAAUAGCUCCGCUCAUUGGGUAACCGGAGACUGUGGUGCAGUAGAUGGGGUCUUCAACCAGCACCACGUCGGUCAAUCUGAUGCCCAAGGAGUCGCCCUUGCGCUCAACAAUGGCACAGACUUGGACUGUGGAACAGCGUAUUCUUCAUAUAUCGCAUCGGCCAUUCAGAGCAACUAUACUACAGAAGCUCAGCUUGACCAAGCUCUGGGUCGCCUUUACGGCUCUCUUAUUGUCCUGGGGUACUUUGAUCCACCCGAAGGUCAAGACUAUCGAACUCUAGGAGCUUCCGACGUGAAUACGCCAGCUACGCAGAAGCUUGCUUACACAGCACUUGUCGAAGGCAUUACUCUUUUGAAGAACGAUGACAAUAUCCUACCUAUCCGCCCAACGGGCCAGACGGUUUUAUUUGUCGGACCUUGGGCUAACAAUGCUUCUGUAUCAAUGUUCGGCAAUUACAAUGGGGUUGCUCCUUAUAAGACUAUUCCCGUUCCGACCGCAAAUAGCUCUUCAUACAACUGGAAAGUAACAUAUUCGCAAGGAUUGCAGUAUGUUCUGUCAAAUGAUACGUCACAGUUUGCCGCUGCAGUCAGUGCUGCCCAAGAAGCCGAUGUAGUGGUAUACAUUGGUGGAAUUGACGAGCAGGUUGAAGCCGAGGCUCAUGAUCGAACCUCCAUCGACUGGCCCGGAGCGCAGUUGGAUCUUAUUCAACAGCUAGCAGCAGUGAAGCCUGUCGUCGUCGUUCAAGUGGGCGGUGGCCAAAUCGAUGAUUCCUCUCUUUUACAGAAUGGCAACGUAAAGGGUCUGCUCUGGAUGGGUUAUCCCGGCCAAGAAUUCGGACCGGGGUUGAUUGACAUACUUAGCGGCGUUGCCGCGCCAGCUGGACGGCUACCUGUUACACAAUAUCCUGCGGACUAUAUCAACCAAGUCCCAAUGACAGAUCAGUCUUUGCGGCCAAGCUCAUCCAACCCUGGCAGAACAUAUCGAUGGUAUAACGGCUCGGUGAUACCUUUUGGCACGGGCCUGCAUUACACAGAGUUCAAUGUCUCAUGGGCAACAGGAGGCAGUGGCAAAGGAACAUAUGAUACAGCUGAUUUCACCGAUGUGGAGGAUCCAAAAGACUUGGCCGAAUUUGACACCUUUCAAAUUAACGUAGAGAACAUAGGUUCAACGGCUUCAGACUACGUAGCGCUACUCUUUUUAAAGAGUACAGAUUCCGGACCUCAGCCAUAUCCCCUGAAGACUUUGGUAGCUUAUGCUCGCGCUCAUAACGUUCAGCCUGGUGCGACGACAACCCUCGACCUGAAAGUCAAUGUCGGACAAAUUGCACGCAAUGACGCCAACGGAAAUCUUGUUCUGUACCCCGGCACAUACACACUACAAGUUGACUUAGAGAAUCUCAGUGGGCCAACAGCAGAAUUCCAGGUUCAAGGAGCAGAAACUGUGUUGGACCAAUUCCCUCAGCCAUAG